Chanos chanos (milkfish) is the source of this 2604-nucleotide messenger RNA. RefSeq names its product von Willebrand factor A domain-containing protein 7-like. The transcript is spliced from 16 exons. The record is from RefSeq and is a predicted model, not a curated record. Lineage: Eukaryota; Metazoa; Chordata; Actinopteri; Gonorynchiformes; Chanidae. The coding region runs from base 1 to 2604 and encodes 867 amino acids.
AUGGCAUAUGGGUUGCUACUUCUCUUUGUGCUACUUGGCCAAGGGCUGGCAUUUCAAUCCACACCAGGAUUUACCUCAGGAAAAUCCCACACUUCUAUCACUGAAGAGGCAGUGCUUCGUGAAGCGGUGGAGUCAUGCAAGGCAGUAGCAUUGGCAGAAGGGAAGGCCUUCACUCCACCAGUGGAUCUGACCGCGGAGAAGGUGUUGGGUGCAUGUAUGAAAGCACUAGAGGAUAGGAUGGAUGUGUCAGCUGUAAAGUUUCGAGAGCUAUUGGAUGAAAUCAUCACCGCAAACACUGAGGUGGACGAUAACUUCUACUCUAGUGCCCCCCAUCACUUCCACAAUGAGGCCUUCAUCCAGGGACGUGAUCUCAUCACUAAAGAAGUGAUCAGCAUUAAAGCCAGCCUACAAAAGAACGAAAUGAAAAUGGCAAGGAGGACUUUAGGUGCCGUCAGCCACAUUCUUCAGGAUUUCUACAGUCACAGUGACUGGAUUGAGUUGGGAAAUACAAAACCAUAUGCCAGUCUACUCCGGGCAGACCUCCCUUUGGAAAAUAUUGCAGAUGUUGGCACCCCAACAUGCACAAAGUGCAGAGAGCCUGAUUGUAAAGACUUGAUCCUUCCAAACAUACUGAAGACUCACACACUCACGUCAGGGUACAAUCCAGCAAUUGGAUCCAGCAUACCACGAGAUAAAUGUUUCCACGGUGAUUCUUUCGGUCCUGGGAUCAAUAAAGAUGACCCAGCAACUUCCCUGGCUCCAGGAGAACCUGACCCUCAUGAUCUUGCUGCAAAACUAGCCACUGAAGCCACAGUUGACCUACUGCGAAAUAUUCGGAACACAGCAGGGGACCUUCGAUUUCUGAAGAUGCUGGGCAUCAGCCGUUCCUCUGUCUUGUGUUUUGUAAUCGAUACCACAAAAAGCAUGACCGAUGAUAUAGCUGAGGUUCGAAGACUAACCAGUAAAACUAUCGACGAUAGACGAGGAACAAGUGAUGAACCUUCUCUCUAUAUCCUUGCCCUGUUCAAUGACCCAGAUGUGGGACCAGUCAAGAGUACCACUGAUGCGGACGAAUUUAAGAAGAUGAUAGCUGCAGUUGCUGUGUAUGGAGAUAAAAACUUCGAUUUACCCGAGAAAAGUCUCUCCGGACUACAGCUGGCCCUCACUACAGCACCUCCUUCAUCUGAAAUUUUCCUUUUCACCGAUGCCCCUGCCAAGGACACAGAACUAGAAGGGGCGGUCCGUUCUCUAAUCAGUAGCACCAAGUCAAGGGUAUCGUUCCUGCUAACGAACAUCUUGUCUAGAAGAAAGAGGAGGAGCGUGGUGUCAAAUCGCGAUAACAUACUGUACGAGAAACUAGCCAAACUAUCUGGUGGACUGGCCAUUGAGGUGUCCAAGAGCACCUUGCCUCUAGCCACUACUGUUAUAAUGGAUACCGUUUCCUCUUCACUGGUAAACCUGUUUCAGGUGUCCGUGGAUCCAGGAAGGGACAAGACUUUCUCAUUCCUGGUGGAUCCAUCAGUGCACAAUGUGUCCAUUUACAUCAUUGGAUUUUCUGCGAGCUUUACACUGAAGAGCCCCACAGGUGUGAGUCAGGAAAGCAGAGUUAAAUCAGGGCCUUUGGGAAAGAUAUCUGCAGUGGGAAAUCUCCACAUCGCUCAUUUGACGCAGCAAACAGGAACAUGGCAAAUCAGCAUCAGAUCCACCCGUCCAUACAACAUCAGAGUUAUAGGCCACAGUGUGCUGGAUUUCCUGUACAAAUUCAUCAGAUAUUUCAAGGGUCUUCAUCCUGGAUUUGUGGAGAUAGAGGGACGGCCCUCAGCAGAGCUGUCAGUUGUGGAUGCAACGGGCUCAUCUACACUGAGACCCAGCAUGAGGGAGCUGGACAGGGGGACGUUCUUUGCCUUCUUUCCAACCCUCCCAGACGGCCCGUUCACACUGCAGCUGAGGGGUAAAAGUGACGGACACUCGUUUCAGCGAGAGUCAACCAAUCAGAUUCAAGCUUCACAGAUCUCCAUACAGGUGCAGAGGAUUCUCAUUCUUCACCCUGGAGUUCCUUUAUCUGUCCCCUUCAAAGUGACUGCGAGUGGGAAUGUGGGUAAAGUUAAGAUACAAGUUCGAGCCACUCAGAACUUUGUGGCCUCAUUCACACCCAGUUCGGUCACGUUGGCUGCUGGUGGCAGUGCUACGAGUACGCUGAAUCUCUUAGCUCCUCCCAGCACUCCAUCAGGCUCUGCCUGCACCAUAACCAUAGUGGCGGAAUCGACCGGAACAGGGCAGUCUAACUACGCCAUCGUCCACACGACCGUCAUGAGCAUGAUCACAGACCUGAAGCCGCCUACGUGCGUUGAGUUACACAGGAGCCCAAAAUGUCCCAUAUGGGAGAUCUCUUUAGCCAUGUCUGACGGCGACGGGACGGGCAUCGAAAAAAUCUUCCAUCGCGGCGCUGACGGCAACAUAACCAGCACCGUGACCGACACGCAGACCUUGGUCACCUUCUCAGCCUCUUGCUGUGAGGAGAGUGUGGAGUUUGUGGCUGUGGAUCGUGUUGGUAAUGCAGGAACGUGUUCGUUCGCAAUCAGUACCCCUCCAAAGAGUACUUAG